This is a messenger RNA of Hermetia illucens (black soldier fly), 679 nucleotides long. RefSeq names its product protein CREG1-like. The transcript has 4 exons. The record is from RefSeq and is a predicted model, not a curated record. Lineage: Eukaryota; Metazoa; Arthropoda; Insecta; Diptera; Stratiomyidae. Bases 63 to 656 code for a protein of 197 amino acids.
UUCGAGUGUUCGUUUCGUCAGUACUGCAUAGAGUUGUUCAGAACCGCCAAUCAGUUACCGAAAUGUUGAUAAAAGUGAACUUGCUUUUGUGCGGAAUAUUUGCCACUGUUGGCUCCUGCUUUGGGCAAUAUGCAAAUAACACAACCUCUGAGAAUAGGGCUCUCGCUCAUAUUGCUAGGAAGCUUGUACAUGCAGCCAACUGGACCGUGCUCGGAACGAUUGCUCCAAUUCCUGAGAUAAAAGGAUUCCCAAUGGUUAAUCUGGUUCCAAUGUCGGAUGGACCACCAAAUGGACGAUCAUCGGGAUAUAUUUAUUUUCAUCUCUCCAAAUCCAAUAUAGUUGUGGAAAGUAUUCAGGCACGAAAUAAUGUUACUGCACUUAUAACCCCUAACGAUGAUUUAGGUUGCGUGAAGCCUGGUCGGACACAGACAUGUUAUAAUGCUAUGAUUAGUGGUUGCACUAUUUUGCUGAGGCCACGCACAAACGAAUUUGCUUUGGGUUUGAGGGCGUAUUUGAGCCGACAUCCGAAAAUGGCGAUUUCACUUCUAGAGGACGAUUUCCUUUUAUACAAAUUAGUUGUGGAGAAAGUGUUUGUUGUCGAUUCUUACGGGACGCCAAACUUAGUACCCUUACAGGAUUAUUACACAAACAAUUAAAUGAAAAUACACAAUACUCAAUA